AAAAAGGCAGUCAUCCCGCCGCCGAACAAACCGACCCCCUAAAAAAAAAAACCCCCACCAGCCAGCGAUGGCCGGCGCCGGCGGCUUCCUUGCGGACAUGAACGACGGCUGGUUUAAGCCGCGUCUGCUCCGUGCAGUGGUCAGCGAGCGCCUGCCGAAGGCCGGGAGUACCGUACCGCCGGCGGAGCUUUUUUCCAUCCUCGAGGCGGUGCGCACGCACGGCCUCCUCACCGAGAGCCACCUGGACGCACUGGACCACAAGCUCGCCGAGGCCUGGCGCGCCGCGGUGGACUCCUGGGUCGAUCGCGUCGUCGAGCUCAUGGCGAGCGACUCGCCAUACAGCUGUUGGCUGGGUACUUGCUUUCUCGGUGUGACUUUCCAAGAGUGCAGCAAUAUGCGCUUUCUGCAAUCAUACUCUGAUUGGUUUGAGAAGAUUCUACGAAACUUGCAGCAGGAACAAUCUAGCUUGGAACUUGUUACUGCGGUCUCUUGUACUUCCAUGUCUGAUUUAUUCGUGAGGUUGGCAAAUUUUUUGAACUUAAAGAAAGAGGCAUCAUCCUUUGCUGGAAGAGUUGUUGAACUAUUACUGCUACUUUUAAAUGAAAAUGGUCCAGUUGUGGAUGAAGCAGUUGAUUUGCUGACGACUGUUAUUAAGUUGUACCCCUCAUCUGUAAAUAGACACUACAACAGAGUUGAAUCUGCCAUUGCAGCAAAGAUUAUGAGUACAGAAGUCAAUGUAAAAUCAUCAAAGAAAUUUGCUAGGGCCUUAGCAUUGUUACCUUCUGUCCGAGUAUCUGAGGGCACUUGGUCGCUAAUGAUUCAAAAGAUACUUAUUGUGGUAAACAAUCUGUUGAACGAUGCUUUUCUGGGGCUUGAAGAAGAAACGAAAGGCCGUGAGAUUAUGAUGUUACUAGUUCCACCUGGUAAUGAUCCUCCACCAGUGUUCGGAGAUGGAACACGGUCUGGAGGAAAUUUGCAUGUGACUAAGAAAUUUCGCGUCUAUACUGUUCCUACCAUUUCAGCCCUUGUCCAUUGCUGCUGCGUGAUGCUGACUAGUUAUUACCCGGUUCAGAAGGUCAAUGUUCCAAUACGCGCUUUGGUAGCUCUGUUACGGAGGGUGUUGUUAGUUGAUGGAUCAUUGCACAAAAAGUUGUUCCCUUCAACUACUUCCUUGCAACAAGAGCUUAUUUGUUUUGAGCUUCCAUCAUUGCAUUCAUCAUUCUUGGAUUUGCUUACUGCAACUAUCAAAGCAACACGAAGCCAACUUUUGCCACAUGCUGCUAAUAUUGUACGGCUUGUAAUGGAUUACUUCAAAAUUGCGAAGUUGCCUACUAUGAGGACAAAGGUUUACAGGAUCGUGCAGCUGUUGCUGACCUCCAUGGGUGUUGGGAUGUCACUGCACUUGCUUGACGUAAUGGUCAGCAAUGCAGUUGGUGAUCUGGAUGAUAGUUGUGUAAAUGACAUGACUUUAUUCAGCACAAAUCCAUCAAAAGUGACCAAUGAAUCCGCGUCAAAAAGUUACUCCAAGAAGAGGAAGCAAGAAUCACAAAUUCAAAACUCACAUGCCUCAGGUUUGGAGAAAGCAGCAAUCAGCCCAAAGAAAAGAAAAAACUCUUCCAUGCCAAACACAUUGAAGGGAAUGAUGACCCUUGAAACUGCAUCAAAUGUUAGAAUGUUGACUCCACUGAGUGUCAAAAUAGCUGCGUUAGAAGCAUUGGAAAUUCUUCUAAAUGUGGGGGGGUCAUUGAGGACAGACCGCUGGAGGGCAAAAGUGGACUUGCUCCUAAUUAACAUAGCUAGAAGUGCUUGUGACGUGGGAGUGGGAUAUGGGCAAAGGACAUCCACUGUGCAGGACAAAAACAUAUCAGACUUCCGACUUGUUUCCUUGAAGGCACUGCUGGCAUCUUUUCUUUCUUCUCCUCAUGCCCGCCCACCUUAUUUAGCCCAAGGAAUUGAACUCUUCAGAAAAGGGAAGCUAGAGAUAGGCACUGGGCUUGCAGAGUUCUGUUCGCGUGCUUUGCUGGCUUUGGAUGUUCUUGCGCACCCGCGGGCCCUUUCUCUAGAAAGGGCAGGUCCUGUACUCGAUUGCCGUGCACCAGAAAAUGCAGUUUUUGGUGCUGGCGCAUGUAAGGUUUUACCAUCUCGAGGCCAGUGUCAAGUUAUGGAGGAUGAAGAUGAUUGGUUGGUAUCCACCAAGGAUGUUGAGCCAACAGCGGUCAGGAUGUUCCACAAUGAAAAGCAAAGCACUCUUGUCAAAGAAGAUCCGCAAAUUGAUUCAUUUGGAGAGGCUGUACAAGAUGUUCCGGCAUACAACAAGAGUGAUGCCAGUAUGGUGGAUUUAGCCACAGAAGAAACUUACAAGCUGAACAAAGUGGAUAAUCCUUCUAUUUUGCAUGAUGUUUCAACUCCAAUCUACUCCAAGCUACCUGAAACACGCAAACCUGGAGUUGCUCCAGUUUCCGAGGAAAAUCGCACUCACCAGGUUGAUCAUCUUCAGAACAGAAGCUUCACUGUGACUGAACCAUCUGGCAAACUGGGUUCCUCAGGUGGAGCACCAUCUGGCCAGGGUGUUGCUUCAAGCAUCCAUAAGGCACCAGAGAGCUCGCCAUCCUGCUUCACCCAGCCCAGCAAACCAAUCUUGCCCGACGCAGAGUCGGAAGACUCCAUGCCAGACAUAGUUGACACUGAUCCGGACUCCGACUAGCCAUGUAUACUAUCUGUGGCUGUGAGAGACCUUUGAGUUCACCGUAGAAUUAUAGAUCAUAAUGACAUUGUAGACCUUAAUGACCAUAAUGUUCUGUUCUGUUACUUUCGGUGCCUAUGAAACUUGCAUGAUUUAAUUUCUUUACUGUAACGCAUGGUGUGCUGAAUCUGCUGUAGAUCUGGUAUUCAAAAUUCAAAGUUUCUUGUUUGA
Messenger RNA from Brachypodium distachyon (stiff brome), 2914 nucleotides. Its product is annotated as proline-, glutamic acid- and leucine-rich protein 1. Gene Ontology annotation, cellular component: nucleus. Gene Ontology annotation, biological process: rRNA processing. The record is from RefSeq and is a predicted model, not a curated record. The transcript has 13 exons. Lineage: Eukaryota; Viridiplantae; Streptophyta; Magnoliopsida; Poales; Poaceae. Bases 68 to 2704 code for a protein of 878 amino acids.